This is a messenger RNA of Anolis sagrei ordinatus, 842 nucleotides long. RefSeq names its product meiotic nuclear divisions 1 (gene MND1). NCBI's taxonomy places the organism in Eukaryota, Metazoa, Chordata, Lepidosauria, Squamata, Anolidae. Gene Ontology annotation, molecular function: double-stranded DNA binding. Gene Ontology annotation, cellular component: nucleus. Gene Ontology annotation, biological process: reciprocal meiotic recombination. The record is from RefSeq and is a predicted model, not a curated record.
UGGCGCCAGUCAGCCAGGAGGCGGGACGGCUUUUUAGCUUCCCGCCACUUUUGCCGCUCCAGCUGCUUUCCCGCCUUUUAGGGAGGGGGCCGCUGCCGGCGGGAGGCGGGCGACAUGUCAAAGAAAAGGGGUCUGAGUGCUGAAGAGAAGAGAACUCGAAUGAUGGAAAUCUUCUUUGAAACGAAGGAUGUAUUCCAGUUGAAAGACAUGGAAAAAAUUGCUCCUAAAGAGAAAGGAAUCACUUCUAUGUCAGUGAAGGAAGUCUUACAGAGCUUAGUUGAUGAUGGGAUGGUGGACACUGAUAGGAUUGGGACUUCCAAUUAUUUUUGGGCUUUCCCAAGUAAAGCACUUCAUGCAAGAAGACGGAAACUGGAGGAACUACAGAAUCAGUUCUCGGAGUAUUGCCAGAAGAAAAAAACUUUAGAAGAUGAUAUUGCGAAAUCAAAAAUUGGACGCCAAGAUACUGCAGAACGCGCUGCGCUAAUAAAGAAACUUGCUGACCUUCGACAAAAGAAAGAGCAACUAAAAGCAGAACUAGAUAAAUACAAAGAAUGUGAUCCAGAAGUUGUUGAAGAAACCCGCCAAGCAAAUAAAAUAGCGAAGGAAGCAGCCAACAGAUGGACUGAUAAUAUCUUUGCAGUAAAAUCUUGGGCCAAACGGAAAUUUGGAUUUGAAGAUAGUAAAAUUGACAAAACCUUUGGUAUUCCAGAAGACUUUGACUACAUUGAUUAGUUGCAUUUAGAAAAGAUGGCAAAUAAUAUUGUUCAAGAAGUUUUCAUUCUGAAGUUUCUUUCCAAUUGGUAUUGAUUUUUGGGUUAAUAAAAGCUGAAAAUACACUCAAA